Molecule: messenger RNA, 2738 nt
Organism: Pecten maximus
Lineage: Eukaryota; Metazoa; Mollusca; Bivalvia; Pectinida; Pectinidae
Product: src substrate cortactin-like
Exons: 15
Coding region: 128-1840 (570 amino acids)
Biological process (GO): regulation of actin filament polymerization
Cellular component (GO): actin filament; plasma membrane; site of polarized growth
Molecular function (GO): actin filament binding
Source: RefSeq, a predicted model, not a curated record
AGGAAGUAGGAAGUCCGCAGUGUGCCCACAAGGAAGAAGAAGGCAGAAAGAUAACAAACCUUCUUCACGAAGAUUUCAACGCCAGUAAAAUAGUUUAAUUUAAUAAUCAACGUACAAAUCAAACAAGAUGUGGAAAUCGAGUGUUGGACACAACGUCAAAUCUAAUGCCCCUCCUGCAGAAGAAGACGAUGAUUGGGAGACUGAUCCAGACUUUGUUAAUGAUGUGAGUGAGGCGGACCAGAGAUGGGGUGCCAAGACAGUAGAAGGAUCAGGUCACCAGGCCUCAAUCAGAAUGGAAGAUCUAAGGAAAGAUGUUGCCAUUGAUGAUAAGAACAUCAAGAAAACUGAGUUUGAGAAAGGACCCAAGUCAUCAUUUGGUUAUGGUGGAAAGUUUGGUGUACAGAAGGACCGUAUGGAUAAGGUUGCUGUAGGGAAUGAAUAUGUAGCUAACUUGGAGAAGCACAGCAGUGUAGCAGAUACAGCUAAAGGCUUUGGUGGCAAAUACGGUGUCCAGCAGGAUCGACGAGAUCAGUCUGCAGUUGGCUUUGAAUAUGCAGGAAAAACAGAGAAACAUGCAUCACAAAAAGAUUAUUCCACUGGGUUUGGCGGCAAGUAUGGCGUACAAAAAGACAGAGUGGAUCAAGCAGCUGUCGGAUUCGACCACAAGGAAAAAAUUGACAAGCAUGAGUCACAAACAGAUUACUCCAAAGGAUUUGGAGGAAAGUAUGGUGUCCAGAAGGAAAAUAUGGACAGAUCAGCUGUGGGAUGGGACCACCAGGAGAAGUUAGGCAAACAUGAGUCACAAACAGAUCAUUCCAAAGGAUUUGGAGGAAAAUUUGGCGUACAGAAAAAUAACAUGGACAAAUCAGCAGUGGGCUAUGAACAUCAGGAAAAACUGGAAAAGCAUGAGUCACAAAAAGAUUAUUCCAAGGGAUUCGGAGGAAAAUAUGGUGUGCAGAAGGAAAAUAUGGACAGGUCAGCCCUGGGAUACGACCACCAGGAGAAACUGGAGCAGCACGAAUCACAAAAAGAUUAUUCCAAAGGAUUUGGAGGUAAAUUUGGGGUACAGAAGGAUCGACAAGAUGCGUCUGCGGCCAGUUACGAACAGAUGGGCAAGACUGACCUACACGAGUCGCAGACGGACAUGAAGAAGGGAUUUGGUGGAAAGUUUGGUGUCGAUUCCGAAAACCAGGAUAGGUCGGCUGGGUCAUUUCAGGACAUGGCUGGCGCCUCGUCUUCCUACCAGAAAACACAGGCGAAUGCUGGUUCCGAUGGAGCAAAGAAUUUAAAAAACAAAUUUGAAAACUUAGCAAAAUCAAAUGAAGAAGAGGCAAGAAGAAGAGCAGAAGAAGAAAAGGAAAGACGGAAAAGAAUUGAAGAGAAAGAAAGAGCAGAGCAAAAACAAAAGGAAGAGGAACGUCGUAAUAGAGAACGCUGGGAGGAAGAACAACAACAAGCAGCCGAACCAGAACCUGAACCAGAACCUGAACCGGAGCAACCCAGACCUCAGGAAAGUGUUGAAAGUUUUGAACCAGAGGAUGAAUAUGGUGAUGUGGCAUACACACCCCAGGCUGAACCUGAACCUAGUCCUCCGGCUCCAUCUGAACCAGUAGAGGAGGACGAAUACGAACAGUUCGAGGACAAACAACCUGCUACAACGGGUGAAGCCAUGACAGCCGUAGCUUUGUACGAUUAUCAAGCCACAGAUGAUGAUGAAUUGACCUUUGACCCAGAAGAUAUUAUAACAAAUAUUGAAAUGAUCGAUGAAGGCUGGUGGAGAGGAGAGUGCCAUGGAAUGGUUGGACUGUUCCCUUCAAAUUAUGUGGAGUUACAAAAAUAGACAAACUGUGCCUUUUGUAACGUGAUGAACAAUCGUACCAGUUUCAUGUAAUUAAUGUUUACAGCAAAAAGUCGAUCCAUCUUGUCAAAAUGUAUUUGAACAGUAUCUACCAACAAGAUUUCAUGUGAUUGACGGCAUUAUUGAAGUGCUAUGUGGUUUACUCCUGUGAUGACGUGCCAGGAAUGAGGACAAUGAGAGUUGAACCUACACACUCCAGAAAAAAUGUCUGCAGUCAGUAGGGACUAAGAGUGAAAGAGUUUCAUUAAAUUUUAUAUAAAUAUGUACAAGUUUGAAGUGAAAAAGCUAGUGUGAGUGUGAGGAAGCUGUACAACUCUAUACAUUUCAGAGAUUUUUAUUGUUACCUCACCUGUCCUAAGAUGGCGGUUGCAGCGUCUGUCAACCAUCAAUUCAGUGUCAUCUUUUCCCUGUAAACAAAUCCUUCUCAAUAUCCUAAAGUCCCAGAAUAUUGAAAUAUAGUUAAUAGGUUCUUUGGAUGAAGACCAACAAAGUUUGGAUAAGAAAUGACCUUGACCCAUACUCAAGGUCGUAAGGGUUAAAAUUUGUCAAAACACUCAAACCAACUUUUUCUUGGUAAACCAAAAAGACCUUUUAAGUCAUUUAGGCAGUGAAUACCAAAUGAGCAAUGCAGGCCCUUUUGGCCUUUUGUCCUUUGUUUAUUUCUUCAUCCAAUAAGGAAGGUACUUUUACCAGUAUAUACAUCGUAAAAACUACACGGCUGACAAAGCUCUUACAGAACGUUUACACAUGUAUGUUUCAUGCCGGAAUUAUUGACCAAUGAGGAAGCCUGCUACCAUGUACAUGUAUAUUGAAUUAUUUAAUUCUUACACUUGGUAUACUAUUGGCACGAUCUAAAAUUGCAAAAAAAAAAAAAUAUAUA